AUGGGUGCCUUAAUCCACACCGCUAAAGAUGGGGACUGGAGUAGGCUGGCAGUGGUUUCAAAGCUGAGGCAGCUGAUGACAGAAAUAGAAGAUGAAUUCGAUGUGGAAGAAGAGGCUUUAGACAAUUUGGUUCUAGGAUUUCAGGUUCAUCGAUUUGCAGGGUACCAGACCAUUGGUGUGAUUGGUAAAAUCGAUCAAGCUGCUUCUGACCAGAAAGCCCUUGCAGUUGUUCAGCCUCUUUUGGCAGAGAGUGAGAGUCUGAAGUCCAUACUGACUGGAGCACCAUAA
This is a messenger RNA of Linum trigynum, 288 nucleotides long. Lineage: Eukaryota; Viridiplantae; Streptophyta; Magnoliopsida; Malpighiales; Linaceae. The record is from the annotation of a GenBank genome assembly.